GCUGCAGGGGCUGGUACGGCAGCGCGCCCGCCGUCUCUUACAGCAGCUCCGGUAAAGGCGGGGUUGGGUCUUCUGCAGCCGCUGCUGCGCUGCCCUCUCCCCACAGCAGCGCUUGGGCAGCUAAUGCCAGCAGGCACGAGAGGGGCUGUUUGAUCCGCCUCGGCUCUGUGAGCGCGACCGUCCCGGGUAGGGAAAGAUGGCGACUGCUGUCCAGAAACGGAGAAUCCAACUAACUGGAUUUAAGAAACAAGAAAAGGAGGCUAUAGUUGAAUUACUACUUACACUGGACUGUGUUUUUAUUGAUACUGAGCAAUACAGAAAUUGCACACAUCUUAUAGCAAAACAGCUUUCCAAGAGUGAAAAGUUCUUAGCAGCUUGUGCAGCAGGAAAGUGGAUACUAACUAAGGACUACAUAAUUAAUAGUGUUGAAAGUGGCAGAUGGCUUGAUGAAACAACUUACGAAUGGGGAUAUAAAAUUGAAAAAGGCUCCCAUUAUUCACCUCAAAUGCAAUCUGCACCUAAAAGAUGGCGCGAAGAACUAACAUGCUCUGGUGCUUUAGGGGCCUUCCACAGAUGGAAAGUUAUCCUCCUUGUGAAAGAAGGUGAUAAACGAAGGGAUUCUAUCACAAGAGUUCUAGAAGCUGGAAAGGCAAUUAUAUAUCCACCACAAAAGGAAGUGAGAGCUGUUACUCAUGUAUUCACUGAUAAUAAAAGUGUCAGCAUAGAGAGAGAGAAACAUCUCUUUGAGGCUCCAUAUUAUCCUGUGCAAUACAUAGGGGAUUAUCUUUUUGAGAAUGAAAUACAAAAUAUUACUGAAGAUAACCAGAUGAAUCAUCUUUUAGCUGAACAAGAAGCCAGAGAUACAAUGUCUGACAUGCAACUUGUUGAAAUGAAAAAUGCAUUAAUAAAGCAUAUAUAUUUUGCUCAGACUGUGAAACAGAAGUCUACUCAAAUAGACCAACUGAGUGGAUGUGGUACAGAAGUUAAAACUAUUGACCUCUCCAGAGGUAUAUUGUGUAUACUUGAAGGACUAGUAGAAGGACAUUUCUUUACUGAUGUAAUCACAGAACUUGCUGCUACUCAAAAAUACUCCAUCCCUCCUGUGCAACUUCUUCAUUCUCUUCUAGAGCAUAUGCUACAGGGAAAUACAGACACAGUAUUCUCUGCUAAAUUUUUUCACAUCUUGUAUAUUCUUCUUCAACUUGAUCCUCCUUGGAAGUCUCCCUCGAUGUUAAGAUAUUAUCUGGAAUUUCUUCAGUGUCCUAUUUGCAUGAGAGGAACAUGGUCUCUGGUAGAGAUGCUUGUGAGAUCUUGCCUUUACUGCAAAGGUUUUUGUCAUGCAGUCUCUGUUUCAGAAAAAAUAAGUGAACAGAGGGUGGUUCACAAAGCAUUACUCAAGUUUUUCUUUAAUUUAGUGAAUGCUGAAGUACAGGCUUUAACAAGAAGAUUAUGUGAAGGGGCUAAUUCACAGCUUCUGCAAGUUAUGCCACAGACAGUUCUUCUGAAGACCUUUUGGUUGGGAAGUGAAACCUCUCUGCUUUUUACCAAACAGAUAAAUAUUCUGGUAGAUUGGGUCAUACAUUCCUAUAGAGAAAAGUUCAAAACAAAUGAUGUCUUCAAAGAUGAAGUAGCUAUGCUGCUAACUGGAAUUCUUGGAACUGUAGUAGAAUAUUGGAUUCUUUCAGGCUUCAUGAUGGACAGAAACGUGUUGCAUCAAGUGGCAGAUGACCUGGCAAAUUACAUUGCCAUUUCAUGUGAUGACUUUUCAACACAGGAAUUAAAAAUGUUCAUUUGUUCCAUACCAUCUCUCUGGCUUCAAAUGUUUGUUGCAGAGGCAGUCUUUAAAAAUUUAUGUUUACGGAGGAACAUUACUAUUUCUGCCAAACCUCUUUCUCUUCACAAAAUAGUUUGUUCCUAUUUGCCUGCUUUAGGAGAAGUAGGUAUGCAUGAGACUGGGAAAGUGCAGAAAGUGAAGAAAAAGAAAAUAGGGCAGUGGCUUUGCCCUGAGUCUCAAAGGGCAUUACUGAUGCUAAAUGGUGAUAAGCAGAACCAAGCCAAACUGCUGCCUGAUCUACCUGAACUGAUCUUCAAUAAAUUCCCUCCAUUAUCAAAGAAGUUAAGGAUGAAAGCAGAAGUUGAGGUGUCAAACACCAAAGAGAAUCGCCACCCUUUGGAUGAAGAGAUGCACUUUUAUAAGACUAAUAUUAAAGGAGAGACAGCCCUGCAUAUAGCUUGCAUAAGAAACAAAGUGGAGAGACUGAUUCAGCUUCUCCCUUUUCCUGGAACAGACAUUAAUGUUAAAGACUAUGCUGGCUGGACGCCUUUGCAUGAAGCCUGUAACCAUGGUAGCACAGUGUGUGUCCGUGAAAUUUUGCAGCGUUGUCCAGAGGUAGACCUGCUCAGUCAAGUGGACGGGGUGACUCCUUUGCAUGAUGCACUGUCAAACGGACAUGUAGAAAUUGGCAAACUGCUACUUCAGCAUGGGGUAUUCAGAUUUUUACAAGGACCACUGCUCCUACAGCAGAGGGACUUUUAUGGGAAAUUGCCACUGGAUUAUGUGGAGUCCCUAGCAGUAAAACAAGAACUUUUGGAUAUUGUCCACCCAGAAGAGACUGUCAAGGACUUCUAUGAACGUGUGGAAAAAGAUUUCCACAGCCAGCAAAGAGAACUUUGGUUAAUUUUAUUUAAUAAGUUGUUGCUAAAUUUUUGUUCAGUUUAUAACUUAUCUUCACCCUCUCCUUUACCUUUUAAAGAAGUAGCCCACUUAAAUUCACUUCCAUUAGUAGCUAUUAAUGGCUGUAAAUUGAAAAGUGGGUCUCUUACUGAUUGGUUAGUAGAUCUUUAUGUUGGAGAGCUACAGACUUUCCAGAAACUUCCAGAGUUUAUUCAGGAAAUAUCUGAGAACCUAAAAAAAUCUUUUGGAGAACAGGUACAUCCCUUACUGGCAACACUAGAAACUAUGGCAAUGGCAACUCAGCCAUCUACUUUUCAUCUUUCUAACCAUUAAGAUCAGUUCCAUUGGUUCAGUUGUGAUAGUUUAUCAUGGACACUGGCGAGAUUCAUUCUUGUGGAUACAGGAGUACACAUGGCACAUCCUACGCCAGGCUGGCCUAGUGCUACCUAAGAAAUAUUCCUUUUGAUCCCUUCUGGCAUUUUAAAGCGCUGAGCCAAGGCUUCCAUAGUCCCACUGAAGGAAGCUGCAGUGUGGAAAUACUGAAUAAAUGCACCUCCUGGCCACUACCCCUCUGUGGCCAAUGCCAUCAACUUUUCAGGCUGAACUGAAUGCCUGUGGCUCUCUCAGCAGAGCAGAGUUCACUUGCACCAUAUCAACCCCUCUUUUUUUCCCCUUCUAGCACAUUUUCUGUUAUGAGGAACUUUGUGCCAGAAUUCUUGCUGGUUUCAAGGACGUUGACCCUAAAAUUUGUCUGAUUUAGACACUACAGUUAGUUACUUUUUUCCAGGGUGUACAGUUAUGCCUGCAGUUCUCAUGUGACUAACUUUUUGAAUAGUUGUCAAAUAAAUUAAAAAAAAAAAUGGAAAAACUACUACUACAAUUAUCCAUUUUUCUUAUAUCAUCAUCCUGGAAAAUGCAUAUCUUUAAAAUACAUUUAAAAAUUUAGCUCAAAAGUUAGUUUUUAAAAUUUUGUGUAUUUACAGUACCAGUUUACGGUACUUCCCAUAUUGUCCUUACUGAUUUUGUAUCAAAGGAUAUUGACAACGUUUUUCAUGCAAAUGAGCCAUUAAACUUUCUACUAGCUUUCUGUAGUAUUGUGGUGCUCACUCAUUCAUACCUGUAUAAUGAUCAGCUUGACUCAGAUCCUCAGCUACAUUAGAACUGUGGUUGGCAGAGCUGAAUCAGGAAGGGUUAAAAGGAACCAAGCUUCCUUUAUGCUUUCCAGAUUCCUAAGGCUGCUGUGGCCCAGUUUGGCCUCCAACAUAAGUUACACAACCUUGGGGCUUCUCCAAACUAUGCUGGCUUGUAAUAGCCCUAUGUAAGUCUGUAUCACUGGCAGGGAUUGCCAAAGCAUGAAAUGCUGUGAUGACAUCCUCAAGCCUGUGGUGGUACUUGUACAGAACUGACAUUUUAGUAGCUGGGGGUCUCACCCUGUCAAGAUAUGGCAGUUUUAAGAUAACUCCAUGCUGCUUAUUUGAAGUUGGGGUGCCAGCCUCCUUAAAAAUUGCAGCCCCAUUAAUAUUAGGAUUUUGUCCGCAGUACUAAGAAUAUAUGAAUACUAGACAAGAUAAAUCCUCUAAACUGAUAAACUAAUCCUCUAUCCUAAUUUAGGAUUGUGUGCUUAUAAAGUAUUAUAUUGGUUGUGUUUAGUAAUUAAUUAUACAGAAGGGGCAAAUCCUGCCCCCUCCUCCAAAUGUACAAAGACUGGUGAUUCUGAUUCAUAAGAGGAAGGGCUGAAGGAGGACAGAAUUUGGGGAAUCCAUACUGUGCUGCCCUGCACAAAGGAAUUGAGAAUGGGAUGGCAAUGGGGGAUCUGCCAAGAUAUGGAUACUCUUCACGCCCAACUCGAUUUAGGCUGGGGUCUGGGGAAAGAAUUUGCCCCAUAAAGGAAAAUGCAAAGAAAUGCUGCUUUAUAAUAAGGAUACCUACUGAAAUAGUAGGACAAAUUAUAAUUCAUUAAAAGAUUAAGAAUAAUCUAAAAUCUUAACUGUCAGAAGGAAUGGGCUGAUUAGUAAUGUUUCAAUUUGCAGUUCUUUUCUAAUAGCAAUGUAUAGUGUUAAAGAAACUAAAAGAAAAGGGGAUAAUAGCCAUUUCUGGAAUUGGUGUUGCUUGACUAGAGGGAAUAAGUUACAUUGAUACAGCUGGCUGAGGCACAUUAAAACUUCCAUUUAGCUUUCAUGCAAUGGAGACGUGAACUCAGCAAUAAAUCCACUGAUGAUGCUCAGGCUGGUUUGGUCUUGGAACCAGAUAUUUAUUACAAAUGUUCAGUGGUUAUUAAUGACUGAUUAUUUUUAUUAGGCAUGUAUAUUGAGCAAACUGUUCUAGUGAGGAUAAGGAGUCCUCUUGGGUUAGAUUUGUUUGUUUUGAGCAUUUUGACUUUUCUACACUCUGAUACUUUACAAUAAAAUAAAACUUUGUUGUAGAUGAAAUGUGAUAGCAAUUGUAAUUUCAGUGUAUGCUGUAGUAAACAGGCAUAGUGAAAGUGUUCUUAUGUACAGAUGUUGCAAAGAAUGCAAAAUAUGCCCUUAAUUGGUCACAUUAGAUUUUUUUUUUUUUAAAUCAUGAAUUUGAGACUCAGUUACAUCAUCACGCCAUAGCAAGCCACAGCAAAAGGAUAGUGGUAAUACUCGUAAGGUGUUGGUUCAGACUUCAGAAUAAAAAAAAUCUUAGAUACAGAGAUGAAAGCCUUCAUGGCUUUUCCUUGACCUGAUGGAGAUAAUUUCUUACUUGCGUCCUUAAACUUACAUUUAGUCCAAUAUAUUUCCUACCACAGCUACUUGCUAUUUUGUCAUUUAGUCAGGGCAACAAAGAAUAGUACAACUACCAAUUCUAAGACCUGUUUAUAUAUAAAAUUUAUUUGUGUGUCUGUAUAGCAUAUCUGUAGAACUACCAUGAUUGGUGCUCUCCUGCAAAGCUAAACAUGGAUAGGAGAGUCUGGGCUGUGCCUGUAAGACAGUGGGUCUUAUGGUGGCUUUAAGCCAUCUUUGCACCACCUGGACCUUGAGCUGCUCCGCUGCACCCUGCAUAAUUUAGACAGCCCUGGUGGCCCUGUCAGAAUUAUGGCAGCCUGUCCUUAGCUGCCUAAGGGCACAGCACAGCCCUGCCUGAAAUCUCUGUAAUGCUACAAAGUGCAGCCCCUCCUGCAGCAUGCCAAGACUGGUCCUCUGAAAGCAACCUUAUGACACUUUUCUCCAGUUCUUGCACCACAGGAAUCUUCUCCCAGCCAGAGUUUGGAGAUAAGAAUGAUUCCAUACCCCAGUGGCUGGGCACUAACCUGAACAUAAGAACGGCCAUACUCGGUGAGACCAAUGGUCCACAUAGCCCAGUAUCCUGUCUUCUGACAGUGGGCAGUGCCAGAUGCUUCAAAGAGAAUGAAAAGAAUACGGAAAUUAUCAAGUGAUCCAUCCUCUGUUGUCCACUCCCAGCGUCUGGCAGUCAGAUGUUUAGGCACACCCAGAGCAUGAGAUUGCAUCCCUGAUCAUCUUGGCUAAUAGCCGUUGAUGGACAUAUCCUCCAUGACUUCAUCUAAAUCUUUUCUGAACCCGGUUAUACUUUUGGCCUUCAACAUCCUGUGGCAACAAGCUCCACAAGUUGACUGUACGUUGUGUGAAAAAGUAUUUCCUCAUGUUUGUUUUAAACCUGCUGCCUAUUAAUUUUAUUGGGUGACUCUGGUUCUUGUGUUAUGUAAAGAGGCAAAUUACACUUCUCUGUUUACUUUCUCCGCACCAUUCAUAAUUUUAUAGACCCUUAGACAUCUUCCCCCCCCCCCCCCCAAAAUGAACAGUCCCAGUCUUUUUAAUCUCUCCAUUUGGAAGCUGUUCCAUGCCCCAACCACUUUUGUUGCCCUUCUCUGUACCCCUUCCAAUUCUAAUAUGUUGUUUUUGGGAUGGGGUGACCAAAACUGCACACUCAAGGUGUGGGCGUACCAUGGAUUUCUAUAGUGGCAUUAUGAUAUUUUCUAUUUUAUUAUUGGUUCCUAGCAUUCUUUUAGCUUUUUUUGUCGCUGCAUGUUGAGCAGAUGUUUUCAGAGAACUGUUUACAAUGUCUGCAAGAUCUUUCUUGAGUGGCAAGAUCUAAUUCAGACUCCAUUAUUUUGUAUGGAUAGUUGGGAUUAUGUUUUCCAAUGUGCAUUACUUUGCAUUUAUCAACAUUGAAUUUCAUCUGUUAUUUUGUUGCCUAGUUUUUGUGAGAGCCCUUUGUAACUCUGGCUUAAAGUCCUUGGUCCAAUGAUUAUUCAAUUAGUUAUACAAAGUGAAACAGCCUCAUCAGGAGAAACUGCAAGAAUCCAAUCCACCAGCUAUUGCUAUCCAGUAGCCUAGCUAGCAGUCAGGGCACUCAUCAGAGAGUGCCCCAGAGUGAGAACCUGGAUCUCUCACAUCCCACUACUACUAUAUUUCUAGUAAAUUAAUAGGAAAAUCUACAUUUUUGUCUGAAAGCAAAACUUUUACGUGAAUUAAUAAUUGCAGUAAAAUGAGACCUAAGUUGAUGAAAAGUAAAUUUGUUUGAUUUUUUCAUCUCCAGUACUGAGGAGAUUCUUCAUUUCCUCCUGAAGUUUUGAAGAAGCUGUUUCCUUGCAGACCCUUCUUUCUCCACUGGAAAAGUACCCCUUGUCAUGAUACCUUGGUAGGCUGCCCUGUUGUCCCGUUUCUAGGUCUCCCUGAGUACACCCCACAUAGGUAUCAGAAAUCAUCUCUUUACCUUUUCUGGGAUGGAAUUCCACAAUUCACCCACUCUCAGACCAGGUUCUGGGUUACAGCCCCCUGGAUAUCAAGUGUGACAAAUUCAGCAGAUUUAACUGGGGUUGGACCCUGCAAAGGUUCUCUCUUUCAGAGUCUGUGACAGCAUGCAUUUGCAGUGAGAUAGAAACAGCUUCUUCAAAACAAAGCCUGAUUUAUUUUGCCCAAGAGGUACUCGGCACUUAGAGAAGUGGAUUUAAAAUAACAGUGACCUUAUCUAAGUGUAACCUCUCUAUCCAUAGCUCAGGCCAGUCUGUCUUAUUCUCCCUUGUAAAUUGGGAGAAACCGCCUACUUUCUUGUAAUCUUCUCCCUCUGUCAUCCUCAGGGUACCAGUCAGUGAGUUUAAUAUUUAAUACCAGUUAAUUGUUUGUUUUUGUAAAGUGCUGUGCAAACCCAUCAUGCUGUUUAAAGAAUAUAUUUUGUUGGAAAUUUACAAUUCCUUGUCUUCAAUAUUGAAAAUUGCUGUGUCAAAAAUUGAAUUUGAACUGUAGGCCUUUGCUGACCUAAAUGCUUGCUUUUAAGGUUUCUCUUGAACUUGAUGUUGUUGAAUGUACUGGAACAUAAUGGCAUAUAAUAUUUAACAUAAUAUUUAAUUUGGGAUGAUAUAGUGUUGUAAUAUUUCUGCUUAAUAUCACGGUGUUUUGAAAACAGGCUCAAUAAAUAGGCUAACUUGAACACAAA
Molecule: messenger RNA, 8092 nt
Organism: Caretta caretta (loggerhead turtle)
Lineage: Eukaryota; Metazoa; Chordata; Testudines; Cheloniidae
Gene: SLF1
Product: SMC5/6 complex localization factor 1
Biological process (GO): protein localization to site of double-strand break; DNA damage response; positive regulation of double-strand break repair
Cellular component (GO): site of double-strand break; nucleus
Molecular function (GO): protein binding
Source: RefSeq, a predicted model, not a curated record